Molecule: messenger RNA, 677 nt
Organism: Papaver somniferum (opium poppy)
Lineage: Eukaryota; Viridiplantae; Streptophyta; Magnoliopsida; Ranunculales; Papaveraceae
Exons: 2
Coding region: 82-474 (130 amino acids)
Source: RefSeq, a predicted model, not a curated record
UCCAUCGAUAAAAAUGGAAGAGGUCUAUUUCAAACGGCUGUAGUAUGUCGCCAAGUACAUAUCUUUGAGUUAAUAUCUCAAAUGGGAUUAAGAAACCAGAGCACAGUUCCCCUUGAUGAAUCAAUGAACAACAUUCUACAUUGUGCUGCAUUAUGGAGACCAACGUUGCAGUUCGAUAAAAUAUCUGGCGAAGCUCUGCAAAUGCAAAGGGAGAUACAAUGGUUUCAGGAGGUAGAGCGAGUCGUAAGACCGAGUUACAGGGAGAUGGUGAACAAGGAUGGUAUCAAACCUAGAGAUUUGUUCGCACAAGAACACAGAAUUUUAACGACGGAAGGUGAAAAGUGGAUAAAAGAAGCAUCCCAAGUAUGUAUGAUAGUCGCUACACUUAUCGCUACAGUAAUGUUUGCUGCUGCCUUUACGGUACCAGGAGGGAACGAUCAAAAUACAGGCCUCCCCGAUGCUUUUGAAGCUUAAAGCCUUUAAGAUAUUUAUACUAUCAGAUGCAAUUUCUCUGUUUGCGUCGUGUACAUCGGUUUUGAUCUUCUUCACACUGUUAACAACUCGUUAUUCACAACCAGAUUUCUUAGUGUCUUUGCCAGCAAAACUGAUAUUUGGGUUGUUCUUUCUCUUCAUCUCCAUAGCAUUCAUGAUGGCAGCUUUUGCGACAGCUCUGGUCA